AUGGACCAAAGGUUGGAAAGGUUGGAGCAGAUGCAAAAGGAGGGUCAGUAUCAGGUGCAAGAGAAAUUAACCAAGAUCCAAAUAAAUAUGAGAGAACAAAUGUUAGAAUCCCAAAGGAACAUGAUGAAGCAGUUAACACAAUUACUGGCCGGAGGGUUAGGAAAAGGGAAGAUCCCUAUGAUCAAUACUGUAGACGACAAUGAGGAUCCUAUUUAUCCUCUAGGCUUUACCCCAACCGAUGCCCAAGUACAACCACAAAGGGUGUCCGUUAAUAUUAGGCCCCAAUAUCAGACCGACACUUCGGCACCGAUAAAUUUCCACAUGGGUUCAGGCUCCAACCCUGGAGACAACCCAGCAAAUCUGGUUGUCACUGACCUUGAUGACAUAGCCGAAAUAGGGAGGGCGAUAGUGGAGUUCCUAAAACAACUAGAAGACCGAUGCAAGUGGUUAGAAGAUAAAGCAUUGGAAACUGCUGAUUACUAUAGUGGGAUCGAUGCUAAGGAGUUGAGCCUAGUGCCAGAUUUGGUGCUCCCUCCAAAGUUUAAAGUACCAAAAUUUGAAAAAUAUAAUAGGACCAGCUGCCCUGAGGCUCACAUCACCAUGUUUUGUCGAAGGAUGACAGGAUAUGUUAACAACGAUAAGCUAUUGAUUCACUAUUUUCAAGAUAGCUUGACUGGAGCUGGGGCCAGGUGGUAUAACCAGCUAAAUCGUGCCUAA
This is a messenger RNA of Gossypium raimondii (Peruvian cotton), 717 nucleotides long. RefSeq lists its product as uncharacterized. The record is from RefSeq and is a predicted model, not a curated record. The coding region runs from base 1 to 717 and encodes 238 amino acids. The transcript has a single exon. NCBI's taxonomy places the organism in Eukaryota, Viridiplantae, Streptophyta, Magnoliopsida, Malvales, Malvaceae.